AUGAGGUUAAGGGAAUUCAAUCGUAUAGGAAUACACGUGCAGUGCGGGUCGCUCUCUAUCGUCUUCUCCGGUUUAUUUGUGUUGUUAUAAUGGCCCCUUUACUUGUAUUGGAACAUGUUUUUCACGCCCAGCAAGGUUUUCUUCGGCCUUUGGCCGAAGGAAGACUUGCUGUUGAAAAUAUUGUCAGUAUUGGAGUGAAGAGCCGGCGCGCUGAACUCGUCGAGAUACAGGCAAUAGUAGUCCCGAGUACUAAUGUAACAAAAGACCCAUUUACCGUGGAGGUUUCUAUAAAUACUAAAGAAGCAAUCGUCGAAAAGAAGAUAACGGCAAUAAGCUGUUCUUGUGCGGGCGGUGCCUGUAAAAAGCAUUGCUGUAAGCAUGCGAUGGCAGUCAUCAUCAACUUGGAAAGGCUAGAUGAGUCUGACAUUGAUACUCUCACAUGCACGGAUACGAAUCAAGCGUGGGGUAAGCUCAAGGAGGGAGCAUUGAGUAAGUUUGAUCCUGCUGCCCUGGACACUUUCUGCCAUGUUCCUAAAGUUGUGCCGGUCUACCGUCGAAAAGUGGAACCAGUUACUGAAGAGCUAGCAGAUGAGUUUGAGAAAGCUAGUCUGGCAUUAUUGGAAAACUCAAUGGCUGCCAAGUGUGAGAAGAGGCAGCGAAAAGCAGCACCAGCUCCAGCUCAGCCCAGUCAAAGGCGCCUUAGUUUCUUCAACCAUGUGAUUCAGCAGCAACAUAAUCUAGUCAUUAGAGUACAUGAGUUAAGUUUAAGUAUGUUAAGUAAGUGUUCCCCUGCUGAGCAGGAAUAUUAUAGGGAAAAUGUUGUUGUAUCUGAAGUGGAGGCCCGCAAUAUAUUUUUAGACAGCACAGGGCAAAACAAUGCUGUCUGGGAUGCUGCCAAAUAUGGAAGAGUGACGGGUAGUAUUUCGUAUGCACUAUAUACAUAUUAUAAGAAUAAAAAUCCUGAUUGGGGAAAAAAAAUUGAGUCUGUAUUUGGGUCUAAUAUUACUAAUGAUAGUAUGGCAGCAGGAACAUUCUAUGAGCCUUAUGCUUUGAAGAAGUAUUUGCUUGAUGAGAACAAGAAGGGUUUUGGUAUUGUAGACUCAAUGCAGGUGGGUAUAGUUGUAAACCCACUGGUUCCAUGGCUUGGUUACAGUGCUGAUGCCAUUAUUUACAAAGAUAGGAAAAUGUUUAAAUUGUGGGAGAAUAAGACACCUGUUAAAGGCCAGAUAAUUGGGGCAUCAGAUAUAUGUGACCACUUAGCUUACAUUGACCAGUCUACUGGUCUAUUGAAAAAAAAGAAUCAAUAUUAUGGUCAGAUUCAACUCGGGAUGGUCCUGCUGAACAUUCCUGCCUGCGAUUUCUGUGUUUAUUGUUCUGGAAAAGUUGAAAAGUUGCGUCCACCAAAACCAGACUUGGAGUCUAUCCACUGUCAAACUGUAGUCUUAGAUCAGUCAUUUUGUGCUAAUUAUUUAGAAACUCUCUGUCGUGUUUAUUUUGAAAAAAUUUUACCUUGGCGGGUUCAAGAACAGAUUAAAGCCUCAUAA
This is a messenger RNA of Frankliniella occidentalis (western flower thrips), 1544 nucleotides long. RefSeq lists its product as uncharacterized. NCBI's taxonomy places the organism in Eukaryota, Metazoa, Arthropoda, Insecta, Thysanoptera, Thripidae. The record is from RefSeq and is a predicted model, not a curated record. Gene Ontology annotation, molecular function: zinc ion binding. Bases 90 to 1544 code for a protein of 484 amino acids. The transcript is spliced from 2 exons.